AUGUCAUCCAAUUCAACUUACAAAGCUCCAGCAAAUACGUCUCAGUACCAGUAUGGUAAUCUGACUUGGAGGUGGGGCUCAAGCAACUCUUCUUCAUCCCACCUUCAAUUCACAAGUGUACAUACCCCUACAAUGGCCAACUCAGUUAACCUCAAAGCGGUCUACUCCGCCCCUCAAUCCACCGAGACCUUCCAACACGCAAUUCCCUCUGAUGGUGCCGACACUCUGGCAGCAAAGCAAGCCCACCUCAAUGCACUGCAAACCCUCGUCCCCAAACUACAGGACCAGAUCAAUGUGUUCCUGACUGAGCGCAUGGAAGAGGACAAAAAGGUCCAGGGCCAGAUCUCCGCACAAGAAGCCAAGGAAGAAGAAAACUACGGAGAGGAGGUCGUUGAGGAUGAUGCAUGA
Molecule: messenger RNA, 408 nt
Organism: Penicillium arizonense
Lineage: Eukaryota; Fungi; Ascomycota; Eurotiomycetes; Eurotiales; Aspergillaceae
Exons: 1
Coding region: 1-408 (135 amino acids)
Source: RefSeq, a predicted model, not a curated record